Messenger RNA from Salvia miltiorrhiza (redroot sage), 551 nucleotides. RefSeq names its product protein RADIALIS-like 3. The record is from RefSeq and is a predicted model, not a curated record. Bases 86 to 370 code for a protein of 94 amino acids. NCBI's taxonomy places the organism in Eukaryota, Viridiplantae, Streptophyta, Magnoliopsida, Lamiales, Lamiaceae. The transcript is spliced from 2 exons. Gene Ontology annotation, molecular function: DNA-binding transcription factor activity.
AUCCCACACUUAGUAUUUCUUUCUAGAUUUUCGAGGCCUUACAUUGCAUUUGAAUUUUUGUGUGAUCAAAUUAAAUAAUCAAUUGAUGGCGUCGGGUUCCCUUAGCUCACACCGGUCCGGUUCGUGGACGCAGCAAGAGAACAAGCUGUUCGAGAAGGCGCUGGCCCGGUUCGACACGGAGACCCCGGACCGGUGGCAUAACGUGGCCCGGGCCGUGGGCGGCGGCAAGUCCGCGGAGGAGGUCAAGCUCCACUACGAGAUUCUCAUCGAGGAUCUCCGCCGCAUUGAAUCCGGCUACGUCCCCAUUCCCAAGUAUAAGAAAACCUCCGUUGAAGAAGAGAAAAGGCUUCUCAACCUUCUAAAGAUGUGAUGGGGCACGUGAAUUAUAUCAGCUUUUGCGACGAAUUAAGAGAUAAUGUACGAUGAUGAUUAACGCAGAAAUUGCGUUUUUUUUUUAAGUAUUAAGUGUUAAUUGGCUGCAGCAAGCAUGCCUUUUUAAUUGUGAUUUUCACGCAUCUUAAAUAAUGUAGUACGGCUCUCCUUAUGAUGCA